Apis cerana (Asiatic honeybee) is the source of this 815-nucleotide messenger RNA. RefSeq lists its product as uncharacterized. The record is from RefSeq and is a predicted model, not a curated record. Lineage: Eukaryota; Metazoa; Arthropoda; Insecta; Hymenoptera; Apidae.
AAAUUUCAUACUGCUCUUUGUUCAAACACAUUCAAAAGUUACGAAAUUUUUAGGAAAAAUUUUAUACUUUUUUACUCUUUAUUAAUUAUAUAUAUUUACAAAUUGCAUAAUACGAUGUAUCGUUUAAUUUGGAUAUCGAUAUGAAUUCAGAAACGAUAACCUGGAUUCUCAUCGUUUAUUCAGUUUGUGCUUUGGAAAGCUGUUAUAGUUUAGAUUACAAUGGUGCUAAAAUAGUGACUUACGGUGAACCUUGCGUUACGUCUCGUCGAUUACCUUUUCAGAUAGAAGGACCUAAAUCACCUCAAAAAGAGGAAAAAAUACCAGUGUCACUGAAUUUUAAAAUGAUUUCUGAUACGUAUAUUCAGCCACGUCGUAUUGAAUAUCCAAUUUCAUUGGACAUUCCAUGUAGUACUCCAUCACCAUCAGAAAAAAAGUACGUUGAAGAUACCUUACGUGGUAAAGUUUAUGCGUACAAUACUUAUGUUCCACCUGUUAAUUCUCCACCAUCUCCAUCUAUGAAAAAUUACAACUUUAAAAUUGAAAACGUUCCAAUUACGACCAAAAAUAAUUAUAAUUCUGAAUGCGAAAUGAAACAAGUUCAACGACUGAAAGGACUUCAAUCUCGAAUUGAUCGAAUUCUCGUUCCUGCUUGUGAAGUUUCAUCAUUGUCAUCAUCAUCAUCACCAUCAUCAUGUCAAUGUCAAUAAAUUUAACAAUUAACAGAAUUAUUUAUAUUAAUAAUAAAAUACAAUAUAUUGAAAUAUAAAAGUGAUCAAAAGUUCAAAACAUUUUUAUCUAUUUAAUAAAAUGAACGU